This is a messenger RNA of Acipenser ruthenus (sterlet), 6078 nucleotides long. RefSeq names its product zinc finger protein 827. Gene Ontology annotation, biological process: regulation of transcription by RNA polymerase II. Gene Ontology annotation, molecular function: DNA-binding transcription factor activity, RNA polymerase II-specific; RNA polymerase II transcription regulatory region sequence-specific DNA binding. Lineage: Eukaryota; Metazoa; Chordata; Actinopteri; Acipenseriformes; Acipenseridae. The record is from RefSeq and is a predicted model, not a curated record. Gene Ontology annotation, cellular component: nucleus. Bases 335 to 4555 code for a protein of 1406 amino acids. The transcript has 14 exons.
CAGUCAGUCAGUAGUACACCGUGUGUGCUUGGGGGCACCUUGCUCGUCGUUUCCGCCAGUUGCCGCUGUGUGCUCUGUUGUUGCUGCCCUUUGAUCCUUGCAUUAGUGUUAGUUAGGGGCUCGGAGACACACACACACAGAGCAGCCAUAACACACAGCAACAGCACCACUACCACCUCCCCUGUUACUACUCCCAACAAAACCCUCAAAACCGGGGACAGCCAGGUGCACGACAAGUCCCUGCCAUCAGACUCCCGCAUACAAUUUCCAGGGGGGAAAAAAAAAUAUUCUUCUUAUCCCUAAACAAGGAGGAGAAUGUGAAAAAAAGGGGAAAAUGCCCAGAAGGAAACAGGAGCAACCCAAGCGCCUGCCUUCAAAUGUUGACAGAGUAGAAGAAGAACAAGAAGAAGAAGGAGAGCCCCUGGGAGAAGACAGCUGGUUUGGGAACACUUCGGACACUCCAUCCGAGUCCUCCUAUGGGGAUGUGCAGGACGAGCUCAGGAUUUCUCCCCACCAGGAACAGGACACCUCCACGGAGAGCUCUCUGGGCUGCCUCACCCCCGUGCAAGGGAAUUCUCUGGAACUCUUGGGGCUUAACAAUGAGGCAUUCAAGCAGGGGAGCUUUGCCUGCAAAGACCAGCUGUCCUCCGUCGUCUCUUCUCUGUAUGGGGAUGGCUCCCAAGUGCUGGGCAGGCCGCUGAGCAGCAACCUGAGGCGUCUGCUGGAGGCUGGCUCCCUCAAGCUAGAUGCGGGCGACCUUGCUGCAAGAGGGAGAGGGGGGCAAUCCCCGCCAGUAAACCUUGGCUCCAACUUUGCCCUGUCCCCCUCUUCCCAUCACGCCCAACAGUUAAGUGCCCUUGCCCGGAAGCUGGCCAACAGCACCUCCGCAGCUGCCUCCCCAGCAGCAGCAGCAACAGUGUCUACAAAUAGCAUCAAGCAGGAGCCUUGCGAUCCCUUUAUCACCAGCAGCAGUGGAGGGAGCGGGUUUGUGUGGGGAAGCCAUGAGAAGUGGCCGCCCGACAGCACGACCCCCAGCAGCAGCCUCUCCCCAGACUCUGCCAUUCAGAAGCUGAAGGCAGCUGCCAAUGCGGUGCUCCAGGACCAGAGUGCUGCUGCGUCGGCAUCCUCCCCCUCUGCGUCGACAGCGGUGGGGAGGCCUGAAGAGACAGUGUGCUUUGACGCCUUCACCUCCCCCUUCAGCCCGCAGUCGGCUAGCUCCACGCUGGCGGCUCUUUCGAAGAAGGUGAGUGAGAGGGGCUUCUCCUCCGGUCAGGUGGAACACCAGCCCCCGGCCAGCUCCUUCCUCUCGCUGGUCUCCAUGACCUCCUCGGCGGCCCUGCUCAAAGAAGUGGCGGCCCGGGCCGCUGGGAACCUUCUGGCCGACAAGAAGGAGCCUCUGCCACUGGUGGUGGGACCGCCGGAGGACGUCAAGCCGCUGCUGGACAAAAACCAGAAGAUCAUGACGCCGUCGCAAACCCUGGAGCUGCUGUUGCCAUCCACAGCCAAGGGAAGGACCAAAGCCAGCAACGAAGGAGCUCCAGCAGCCACUGAAGAGGGAGGAAAGCCGUUUCAGUGCCCUGUGUGUGGUCUGGUCAUUAAGAGGAAGAGCUACUGGAAACGACACAUGGUGAUUCACACCGGCCUCAAGAGCCACCAGUGCCCGCUCUGCCCCUUCCGCUGUGCCCGCAAAGAUAAUCUGAAGUCGCACAUGAAGGUACAGGUUCAUCAGCACCAAGACAGAGGCGAGACCUUCCAGUGUGAGCUCUGCCCCUUCACCUCGUCCCGCCACUUCAGCCUCAAGCUGCACAUGCGCUGCCACCAGCACUUCCCCCGCUCCCAGGUCAAGGUGAAGGAGGAGGUGACGUCGGACACUGAGGGCGAGGGCUCCACGGCGGGGGAUCAGGAGGGGAUGUUACAGGGGCCUGACACCAGGCUCGAGGUCCACCCCGUCGACCCCUCCAAUCACAUCCCUGCUGCCAUCAAGGAGGAGCCCCAAGAAAGGGACAUAUCGGUGCUGCUGUUCCCCCUGUGCAGUGACAGACUCCCCGGCAGCACCAAGCCUCAGGACUACACCGUCUCCAAUUCGAAAACAAACACCCCUCCCACCUCCCUCUUCAGCCCUGACAUCUCCGCCAAGUCGGCAACGGAUUUUCUCAUCAAGCUUUCAGCUGCGAAUCAAAAGGAAGCCCCAAAGCCCCAGUUCAUUGUGAAAGAGGAACCCCUGCCUGAAGAAUCCAUGAGCCCCACAGUGCCACAGGGCCAGCCGAGCUACAUGUUCUGCCAGGAGCCUCCAGCAGUGGGCACUCCUGAGAGGCCCUUGAGCAAAACAGAAGGCAGCUCGGUGGCAAAGAGCAGCCUCCUGAGUCAGGACAUCAGCAUGAAGGUGGCGUCGGAGCUGCUGAUGAAACUCUCAGCAGAAAACAACAAAGAAGCGAAUAUACAAAAGGUCACAGUGAAAGCAGAACCAAUGGAAGUGGACUCCCCCGAGGACCUUACCUCCUCUACUCACACGCUCGGCUUCAGCACUUUACCAAGGCAGGAAAAAAACGAGCCACUACCAAACUUACCUGAGGCCUUGGGGCGCCACCAGAAACCUCUCUUCAGCCAGGAUAUAUCUGUCAAGAUGGCAUCCGAGCUCCUGUUCCAAUUGUCAGAAAAAGUGAGCAAAACUCGCAACCACAAAGCUAACAGUAUCCUGAACAGUAUGAACAGCCCUUACCUUGAAGACGUCUUCAGACAAUCACCCUUUAACUCCAGCUCCAAGGACCUGUUACCCAGCGAAUCAGGCUCCUCUGGGAGGGCAUCACUCCAAGACUCUGAGAAACCGGGCCAGGAGUCAGGGAACGGAAUACCUCAGUGGAAUAUGAGCGAGCAGCUGUUCCCCUGCAGUAUCUGUGGGAAGGUGUUCGGGAGACAGCAGACACUUUCUCGACAUCUCUCCCUGCAUACCGAAGAGAGAAAGUACAAGUGUCACUUGUGCCCCUAUGCUGCCAAGUGCCGUGCCAACCUCAACCAGCACCUGACGAUCCACUCCGUGAAGCUGGUGAGCACCGACGCUGAGGAAAUUGUGAGCGCAGUGACCACCGAGAUCAGCGAACGCAAGAACUCCCCCUAUUUUUACUGCUGCCACGUGUGUGGGUUUGAGACAGAGCUGAAUGCCCAGUUUGUCAGCCACAUGUCCCUUCAUGUUGAUAAGGAGCAGUGGAUGUUCUCAAUCUGCUGCGGCACUUGUGACUUCAUCUGUAACGAAGAAGGGGAGAUGAAGGUGCAUGUAAAUGCAGGCCAUGCAGGUCACAACUCAAAAAGCCCUUUCAGUGAGACAAAGAGCACAUCCUCCUCGCUGUCAGCACUUAGCGAUUCCUUCAAUGGCUCAGAGAGCAGUGACAUCGCCCACGGCAACGAGGAGCUCAAGAGCUUACUGGCCACGCCCAUGGAAACAGGCAGCCAAUCAAGUUCCGGGAGCCACUCUGGAUCAGGCGCAGAGGAAAAGUCUGAAAAAGGUUUCGAAUGCGUCUUCUGUAACUUUGUCUGCAAGACGAAGAUGAUGUACGAACGGCACUUGCAGAUCCACCUGAUCACGCGGAUGUUUGAGUGUGACGUCUGCCACAAGUUCAUGAAGACUCCAGAGCAGCUGCUGGAGCACCAGAAAUGCCAUACCGUUCCGACUGGAGGGCUCAAGUGCCCCUUCUGCAUCUACUCCACAAACCGGCCCUCGGCCAUGGAGUGCCACCUGAAGUCUCACUACAAGAUGGAGUACAAGUGCCGCAUCUGCCAGGCGGUCAAGUCCAACCAGCUGGAGCUGGAGAUGCACAUCCGCGAGCACAGGCUGGGCAACCACUACAAGUGCGACCAGUGCGGCUACCUGUCCAAGACGGCCAACAAACUGAUCGAGCACGUGCGCGUGCACACCGGGGAGCGGCCCUUCCACUGCGACCAGUGCAGCUACAGCUGCAAGCGCAAGGACAACCUCAACCUGCACAAGAAGCUGAAGCACGCCCCCCGCCAGACCUUCAGCUGCGCAGAGUGCGCCUUCACCACCACGCACCCCUUUGUGUUCAGCCGCCACGUCAAGAAGCACCAGAACGGGGAGUGCCUGGACGACGACCAACACCACCACCACCACCAUCAUCCAAGGAAGGGCAAAGAAGCCUUCUUGUCCACCAGCAGCAGCAAUAGCAGCGGUAGCAGCAGCCCUCUCUUGACCAUGUCCGCCUCUCAUGCGCUGCAGUCCGUGGCUCUGUCUGUGACGGGCAAGCAGCAGCAGGCGGCAGAGCCAGUUCUGCGUUACCUUUCAGCAAACGGGACCUCUUUUUCCUCCCAUUACGAGAAGUACAGGAACUGUGACCUGGCCCAUCUUAUUCCUCUCACCACCCUCUUCCCACUUAGCCAGUUCAGUGACCGCUGUGGCAGCACCAGGGGGAGCAACACAUUCCACCAUUCUCCUUCCUGCUCCAGACUGCGACCCGAGUCCUCCUGUCCCUUCCCCUCUCCAGACUCACCCAAACACUCCUUCCUUGCCUACCUGGGGCUCACUGAGAGGGCAAAGACGAUCUAAGCUUGCCUCCCUCAUACCCACCCCCACUCACUUGACAGUACCGCUGCAAUAGGAGCUUUUCAAGUUAACACGACUUACUGAAUAUAAUGGUAGUUGAGCUAGAAAAAAUAAGGCUGUAUGUGCGCUUAUUGCAUUUAUAUCAAGGCUGCUUUUUUUCUUUGGUUAUAAUCAUUUUAGUUAACUUUUCAUAAAUAGGAAUCCACUGCACUAUCCAAAAAUCACCAGGAGGGGAAGAGAAUGAGGAUGGGGGUAGAAAUUAGACAAGUUGUCAACAGUUUCUGAUGCUCUCUUCACCGUGUUACUUCUUGGAUGUUUUGAUUUUUUUUUUUUUUUUUAUCUGCCAAUAUUAUGAAUAAGACUCAAAACCCAAAAGUAGUUCCUAACAGUUAUAAAACUAAACUUUUAUAUUAAGCUAUAUAAAAAUAUGUAUACAGUAUAUAUGUACGUAUGUGUGUGCGUGUGUAUAUAUAUAAAUUAUUAUUAUCAUUAUUAAUGAAUGUGAAUGAAUGAAUUAAUUAAUUAAUUUCCAUACAUUCCUGUCAGUGUUCAGUAUCCACACUGCUCUUCACAUGGUGCUAUGUUUAUGGAUGCUCAAAAUGGUUCCCGAUUUGGACGUUUCUUGGUUCAGGCCCGAAGUUUGGAUUAUACUGCAGGGGCACCUGGGAACUCCUAAUGUUUUAGAAGGGUCAAUUAAAAAUUGUCCCCAAUUUAUUUAUUUUUUUCAACAAAACACUAAAUAUCAUUAAGGAUUAGAAAAUAAUUCAUAGAGAAACACUUUGAGCAAUGCAUGCUGUUUAAAAUAUAUUCCUUACACAUCAUCUUGGCCAUUAACCCAGCAGUGAGAUAAAAAAAAAGAAAGUCAUAAAUACACUGUCUGCUUUUGGGAGGCUUAGCUAUUACUGAAUCCUGAAUGGUAAAGCUUGAUGUGUUUGGUGUAACUAAAAUUGAACUGCCUUAUUGUUAUGAAGUAACACCUAAAAUAUACCUUACUUCUUAUUCCCUGUUUGCUACCUAUGUUGUCUUACCUGUAAGGGAAUGAGAGUAGCACAUUCGAACGUGUGUGUGUGUGUGUGUGUUUAUCAUAUUCCAGGUACAUCUGUGUAUAUUUUGAGUACUGCAGUGGCUCCUCUGUAUUUAACCCUCUAAGGAAUUGGGAAAAACAUAAAGUAUUGUUUGGAUAUAAUAUACAUGGAUAUUAGAGGAAUCCUGAGAGCAGGUGCUCAGGCUAAAUAAAAAUUAAAAAUGACAGUUUUGCACAGUGCUUUAGUUUUGCACUAUUUUGUAUUUGUCAAUAAAACUAAAACAGUAAUGAUAUUAAAGACGGUGAAAAUCUAAUAAAAUUAAACAAGAGUAGAAAAAUAUUUGCUUGUUAUUUUAAAUACAUGCUUAUGUUUUAAGUAUCAAGUUUCCUAAGUUUGUGUUUUUGGAAGAGAAAAAAAUUGCAUACUCUUUAUAAAGGGAUUUUGCAUUCACUAGCAUUUUGCUGAGUUUGUUGUUUUUUUUUGCCUUUUUUUUUUUUUUUU